UUUCGAGAGUUGACGACACUGUUAGCAUCAUUGUUCUCUUAGUUCGUGGUACAUGUCCGAUUUUUAUUAGAAAAUGACUAGCAAGGCCAAAGUGUCCAAGAUGAAGGAAGGCGCUCCAGAGGAGACGCCACUGAGGAAGAGGCCCUUCAAAAGACAUGGGCGUCUAUAUGCAAAGGCAAUUUUCACUGGUUAUAAACGCGGAUUACGCAAUCAACACGAGCACACUGCCUUACUCAAGGUUGAAGGAGCCGGCACAAAGAAAGACUCUGAUUUCUACGUAGGAAAACGAUGUGUCUAUGUAUAUAAAGCUAAGAAUAAAACUCCAGUACCUGGAAAGACUACGAAAAAAACAAAAGUUAGAGCCAUUUGGGGCAAAGUGACUCGGCCUCACGGUGCAAGUGGAUCGGUGCGUGCUAAAUUUAAGAGAAAUCUACCGGCCAAGGCUAUGGGUCAUCGCAUCAGGAUUAUGCUGUAUCCCAGUCGAAUAUAAACUCGUCUUAUAUUCGUCAAUCUCUUGUAUAAUAUAAAUAAAUACCAUUUUGGUAAAA
Mycetomoellerius zeteki is the source of this 548-nucleotide messenger RNA. RefSeq names its product ribosomal protein L35A (gene RpL35A). Gene Ontology annotation, biological process: translation. Gene Ontology annotation, molecular function: structural constituent of ribosome. The transcript is spliced from 4 exons. Gene Ontology annotation, cellular component: ribosome. NCBI's taxonomy places the organism in Eukaryota, Metazoa, Arthropoda, Insecta, Hymenoptera, Formicidae. The record is from RefSeq and is a predicted model, not a curated record. Bases 74 to 490 code for a protein of 138 amino acids.